AUGUCUAUCGAUCAGACUGUGGAAGAGGUGCUGGGGGUGAGCUCGCAGAAUGUGUCGACCACGUCAGAAAUCUGUGACAAUGUGGGCGAGGGUCUGCCUGAUAUUGCCGGCAUUGGCGUGAUGGUGUCGUUUGCCGGACAGUCUCUUCUGUCCUUGGUCAUCACGCUGUGGGUAUUCUUCCUGGCGAGACACGGGCACCUGGACCUGGAUGAGGCCAGGAGCACCGCAGAGUACCGGAGGAGGACCAAAAGGCUCGAGAUACUGUCGAGUAUGCUUAGGGUUGGCAAUGAUAUGCAGAUGCUUCUGGGCAUUGCAUACAUGAUCACGGUGUGGACCAAGCAGGACAAUAUUGGCGUCUACCACUUGAGAUUGGCUUUUGAUACCGUCAGCUUUGUCGGUGUAUCGGGUAUUGUGGCUUUUGUCUGGACAAGAUUCUGCGAAGCCAAACUCUCCCUGCCACCCCAUCGACUGUCAUUCCAAUACUUGACAACGUACCUCUACGCCAUCUUCUUCUUUGCCCUCACCGUCGUCACCCUCAAUCACAUGCUCCAAUGGAAUCCCCGGACCGAAGAACCCGGCUACUGCUACAACACGGCAGGCUCUGCCGAUCCAGGCGCAGAGCAACCGGGCACCGAAAUCAUGUAUGUCGUUGUUACAGGCUUCUCCCUCCUGUGUACAAUGAUUGGCGCCAUCUUCUCUGGGCCGAGGCUGAGGUUUCCACUCGUUCUCUUCGCCAUCAUGCACUAUGUCGUGCAUCUGUAUUUUAUGAUUGUCGUGAGGGAAGCCAACCAAAAGCUUCUCGAGGGUUCGGAAAGAGAGGAUCGCUGGGACUUUGGACAGUCCACGGCCAUGUUGCUGCUCGGACUUGCCUUCCUCGAGGCUGUCAAGAAGUCGGUGGCGUAUUGUCAAUUAAAUAUGAUGUCUGAUGACAGGAUUCUGGGAGAGGAUAAGCUUGGGCAGUUCGACUAUAACUAG
This is a messenger RNA of Pestalotiopsis fici W106-1, 975 nucleotides long. RefSeq lists its product as uncharacterized. Lineage: Eukaryota; Fungi; Ascomycota; Sordariomycetes; Amphisphaeriales; Sporocadaceae. The transcript is spliced from 2 exons. The record is from RefSeq and is a predicted model, not a curated record. Bases 1 to 975 code for a protein of 324 amino acids.